UUUACUGUGAGUGUAAGGUUAAAUUCGACAGAAUCGGAAGAUCACUUUAAAGGGUAUAUUUCCAUAUCUCAACCAGCGCCGCCUGAUAUUCCCAGUAAACGAUGUCUUUACCAAGAGAAUUUAUAUUUAAAAAGGAGUUGGCAAGACUUGAAGACCAGGUCCUCGGGUCUUCGGCACCACCGACGUCUACCGCACCGCUCUCAUGCUCUAUCGACUUGCCAGCAACCGACACCAUUAUGGAGGCCAGCCUGUCGCCAGACAACGCAGGCUCGCUUCUAUCAAUACAGUCAGCCCCUCCAGAACAAAGGGCGAUGUCUGUGGAGCAGAGGGAGCGGCCAGCGAGCCUCCUGCUUGAGUUACCACUAGCCACGCAAGUGGGUGCGUAUUUGUCAGCGAUGUCGCCGACUGAGCAGGAGGAGGAUUCUCUUCUGACAUUGUCGUCGGUGACCGCGAGGCCUUUACUCGCUGCGUCAAUGAAACUGCGCCCGAGACCUGAUUCUACUGAUAUACCAUGUCCUCCAGACGGUGGGUAUGGCUGGGUGGUGGUAUUCGGUGCGUUUAUGGUACAAUUCUGGGUCGCUGGUCUGUUCAAGUCGUACGGUGUACUGUACGUUGAGAUAAUGGAAACGUUCCCUGAUUCCUCGGAAUCAGUUGCCUCAUGGAUACCAGCUGCUCUGUCUACGUUGUGUUUGGCACUUGCUCCGUUAUCUUCUGCAUUAUGUGAGAAAUACUCUUGCCGUCUUGUUGUGUUCACCGGAGGUCUGUUUUGUGCGACUGGACUCGCGUUGUCCUUCUUUAGUACGGGAUUGUUGCAUUUGUUGCUCAGCUUUGGUGUCAUGACUGGUAUCGGUGGAGGGUUAUCGACAACUCCCGGUAUUGUGAUUGUUUCACAAUACUUUGACAAACACAGAGCGUUGGCGAACGGUAUUUGCGUGAGCGGGACAGCUGCUGGGAGCUUUGUGUUUCCAAUGCUGAUAGAGAAAUUAGUCGAUAUGUAUGGUCUACACGGGACUGUUCUGCUACUUGGUGGAGGCAUGCUGCACGUGUGCGUGUCGGCGACGCUGUACCGCGCGCCGCCCGCGCCGCGCCCGCACACCCCCGUCACCUCCACCACCACGGAGAACACCACACUCUUACAGGAUAUACAGGAAGGUAAAGCGGAUGUGAACAAAGAUAACAAAUUGGUUAAUCUCUUCCACGCGGACAAUGAGUUGGCUUUGAACCAGAAGAAUGCUUUACUAAGUGAUGAUAAGAGAACUAAUUUGCUCUCAGAGAUAUUACAUCCAAGUCUUAUUGAGGUAACACGACCUCCUUUAACAUCACAAUUAUCUGAUUCCGAAGAUUCUGAAGGUUUAGAUGUGCUAGGGGUUGUUGGUUUACCUCGAGAAGUAGUUCGACUACGUCUGCGACCGACUCGUUCUUCUUCUAUCUUACAUUCAGUAGAAGAUCUCUCGACUGACAGCACAUGUGUGUACAAAGCGAGUAGGAGAAAACUUAGCAGAUCUUUAUAUAUACGACCUCCAUUACCGAGUAGAUUGAUUCAGAACAAAUUAGAAGAGACGGUAAUUGAUACGAAGAAGGAAGAAGUAAGGAAAGAAGAGAGUGCGGAAGUAGAAGAGAAGAAAGAAGGAUGUGUUGAUAAGAUAUCACGAUAUCUCGACGUAUCUCUGCUGAAGUCGUGGAGGUUCGGUUUGCUCUGCGCGUCUGUCGCGCUGAUGUCGUGCGGCUCGCCCUACGCGCUCUACUACCUGCCCGCGUACACCGUCGCCGCGGGGCACAGCAAGUCUGCGGCCGGUCGUCUGGUAGCAAUUAGCGCAGUGCUGGACCUGUGCGGACGUCUGGGUCUAGGCUGGCUGUGUGACCUACAUCUCUUCUGUAGGCGAAAGGCGUAUAUUGUUAGUAUUCUUGUCGCCGGAGCUGCUGUUCUAACUUUACCAAGUUUAACAUCUUGGUGGGCGCUGGCGAUUGCUUCAGGUGCAUACGGCCUAUGUCUGGGAUGUUGGUUCCUGCUGGUCCCAGUUCUGUUGGCGGAUGCAUUCGGCACAGCUCGCAUCGCCUCCUCUUACGGCCUCGUCAGAAUGUUCCAGAGUUUGGCCGCAGUUUCUGUGCCGCCGACUGCUGGAAUGGUUCGUGACAUCACAGGAGGGUAUUCCUGGUGUUUCUACGGGAUGGGUUCUUGUAUGGUUCUGGGUUCGAUCCCGGUUAUUGCGUUUCAUAUCACAACUAAAAAUGAGGAUAACGAAUCUACCGUAGAUUGAAUUUAUUAAUACUAUCACCGAUGUAUUGUAUUCUUUAAAAUUGACUCAAUAAUACAAACGUCAAUUUGUAUUAUUCACAAAUUUUAUUUUACAUGCAUUUUAACGUAAUGUAAUGUAAGUUUUCAUGACUUGUGACGUCAUA
This is a messenger RNA of Papilio polytes (common Mormon), 2400 nucleotides long. RefSeq lists its product as uncharacterized. The transcript has 18 exons. The record is from RefSeq and is a predicted model, not a curated record. Gene Ontology annotation, molecular function: monocarboxylic acid transmembrane transporter activity. NCBI's taxonomy places the organism in Eukaryota, Metazoa, Arthropoda, Insecta, Lepidoptera, Papilionidae. Gene Ontology annotation, biological process: transmembrane transport; monocarboxylic acid transport. The coding region runs from base 102 to 2258 and encodes 718 amino acids.